GCCCCGCCUUUGUGAUAUAAAACAAGACGGGAAGAGAGAAAAAAAUCCCCAAUUUUGAAGCACAAUGAGAGUCGAGAGCCUCAGUUCUUCUUUGAGCAGCUCUUUGAUUUUCGGUGCAAAGAAGCUUGAUGGGUCUAGGCCAUCUGCAACGUUCAGGUUUAGGCGAGUACCCAUAAGCUGUGCUGUUCGUUUCCGACCCUGCAUUGAUAUACACAAGGGGAAAGUGAAACAGAUUGUUGGGUCGACGCUUUCAGAUUCGAAGGAAGAUGGGCCUGCUCUGGUUACCAAUUUCGAGUCGGAUAAGUCGGCGGGGGAGUAUGCAAGGAUGUAUAAGGAAGAUGGGCUUACAGGUGGCCAUGUGAUAAUGCUGGGAGCAGACCCUUUGAGUAGAGCUGCGGCCAUUGAAGCUCUGCAUGCUUAUCCUGGUGGUUUGCAAGUAGGAGGUGGGAUUAAUUCAGAUAAUUCUUUGCAGUACAUAGAAGAAGGGGCUAGCCAUGUCAUUGUCACUUCUUAUGUAUUUAAUAAUGGGCAAAUGGACCUUGAAAGGCUUAAAGAUCUUGUUCGUGUUGUUGGAAAAGAAAGGCUUGUUUUAGACCUUAGCUGCAGAAAGAGGGAAGGUAAAUAUGCAAUUGUAACUGAUAGAUGGCAAAAGUUCAGUGAUGUGUAUCUUGACAAGAAAAUAUUAGACUUCCUUGCCAAGUACGCAGAUGAGUUUCUGGUACAUGGUGUCGAUGUUGAAGGGAAAAAACUGGGGAUUGAUGAAGAGCUUGUGGAGUUGCUUGGCAAACAUUCUCCGAUUCCUGUAACUUAUGCUGGUGGUGUCACAGUAAUGGCUGAUUUAGAGAGGAUAAAAGUGGCAGGGCUAGGACAUGUGGAUGUUACUGUCGGCAGCGCUUUGGAUGUUUUCGGGGGCAACUUGCCAUACAAAGAAGUCGUUGCUUGGCAUACUCAGCAGGAAGCAUUGACUGUUUAGUAUCUCCCUAUGAUCUGUUGGUGUGCAAGCCUGUGCAGUAUUUGAUAUCUAGUUGAUUGUGGCUUAUAUAUCUUGAAAUGCCAAGGGGACUGAACUCCGUCUGUAACUUAGAAUAAGAGGUCUUGUUGUACCCUAUGAAUAAAAGUAGUAAUUUUUGGGGAAAUUAAGUUGAAUUGAAAACUUGCAACAGCUAAUGUGUGAAACUGACUUUGGAAAAGCCUGAUUGAGAUGUUGUUUUGCCCCUCCCACAUUUCAAAGCACCCUCUCAAGGGCGUGUUUGAUUUAA
Molecule: messenger RNA, 1259 nt
Organism: Rosa rugosa (rugosa rose)
Lineage: Eukaryota; Viridiplantae; Streptophyta; Magnoliopsida; Rosales; Rosaceae
Product: 1-(5-phosphoribosyl)-5-[(5-phosphoribosylamino)methylideneamino] imidazole-4-carboxamide isomerase, chloroplastic-like
Exons: 8
Coding region: 65-973 (302 amino acids)
Biological process (GO): L-tryptophan biosynthetic process; L-histidine biosynthetic process
Cellular component (GO): cytoplasm
Molecular function (GO): 1-(5-phosphoribosyl)-5-[(5-phosphoribosylamino)methylideneamino]imidazole-4-carboxamide isomerase activity
Source: RefSeq, a predicted model, not a curated record